Callorhinchus milii (elephant shark) is the source of this 1314-nucleotide messenger RNA. RefSeq names its product mitochondrial ribosomal protein S27 (gene mrps27). The record is from RefSeq and is a predicted model, not a curated record. The transcript has 11 exons. Gene Ontology annotation, cellular component: mitochondrion. Lineage: Eukaryota; Metazoa; Chordata; Chondrichthyes; Chimaeriformes; Callorhinchidae. The coding region runs from base 20 to 1258 and encodes 412 amino acids.
GGUGUUGGUGGUGUCCAACAUGGCGGCCCUCUGUCUGAGGCUGAGGCUCGUGCUGACCCCAACCCGCGGCCUCCCGUCAGUAACAAAAAGAUGUCUCCUGUCUGCAGCCUAUCUCGAUACUCAAAAAUGGGAACAGAGGAAAGUAGAUCCUCAGAAUUUAGCGGAAUUAGCUGCACUAAUGGACCAAACGUAUGAGAAGAAACUUCCUGUCAGCUCUUUAACAAUAUCACGGUUUGUUGACAACAUUUCUUCAAGGGAAGAGGUGGACCAGGCAGAGUAUUACCUUUACAAGUUUCGCCACAGCCCUAAUUGCUUUUAUGUAAGAGACUGGACAAUCCACAGCUGGAUAAGGAAGUGUUUGAUGUACGGAGCACGGGAAAAGGCCUUGCACACACUAAAAAAUCAGGUACAAUAUGGAAUGUUUCCAGAUAACUUCACAUUUAAUCUGCUAAUGGAUACUUUCAUCAAGGAGGACGAUUAUAACAGCUCAUUAGUUGUUGUCAAUGAAAUAAUGCUACAAGAAGCCUUUGAUGAGCCAUGCACACAGCUUCUAUCCCUUUAUGUUCUACACAAAUACCUGCAGGGAAAGCCAGAUCUAAAGUGGGAGGAUGAGCGGAAUCUGGGAGCAGCUUUAUUGCUGGUGGGGUUGACACAGGACAACACAGUUGGUUUUAGCUCCCGUCUUCUGGGCCAUGUAUUUCUAGGAAGAGUUGAGCUGACUAAGGGGAUCCGUGCUGUGUACACCAAAAUGCCCCUGAUGUGGACUCGGGGUUAUCUAAAUCGAGCUCUAAAUGUGAUGGAGGAAGUGGUGAAAGCAACCAAUGGAGCAAAGCUUUGUAAAGAUGCGGUGGAUGCCAUGGCAAUGGUACUGGAGAUGCCAACAUCUGAGACCAGUGAAUCCAAGAUCACAAACAAAUUACAGGAAACAAAACAAGAAGAUGCAAUUGAUGAUGAUGAUGAUGAUGAUGACGAAAUUAAUGAAAAGACAAAACUUCCAGACUACUUGAAAAGAUUUAAAGAAUUACAUGCAGAGCUGCAGUCCCUUGGAAAGAUCGAAACAGAAAGCCUAAUGACUAUGACAGAGAAACUUAUAACAGAAAACCUCCUGGCCGCUGAAUCCAGCGAGAUCCAAAAGUUUGAGAAGAAAUUAGAAGAGUGGGAAGAAGAACGAGCUGCACUGAUUCAGCGAGAAAAAGAGAUAAGAGAGAAGGUGCGUCUGGAAAGGGAGGCUAGACAAGCUGCUAAAGCCAAACGUUAAGCCUCAGUUAAUGUUUGUACAUUGCCCCACAACUCUGAUUAAAUUGUAACAGUGAA